AUGCGAGCGGGCGUGUUCCUUGUCUUGUUCGUUGCUUACAUUCAGAAAGCCCGCUGCAGCUGCAAUGCCUCGUGCACUGGAAAUAAUUGCACUGCUGGGGUCGAUUUGAAAGAGGAGUGCGUAUCUCAUUGCGACAGUUAUGCCUGUAAAGCUCUCUGCCACGGUGACAUGUGCUCGAGUUCGUGCACCGGCUGGUUUUGUGAGGCAUUUUGCGAGGGCAAAGGCUGCAGUUCUUUUUGCAGCGGAAUUGCCUGCAAAGCUCUCUCCAAUGGAAAUGGAUGUCAUAUGAAUACAAUG
Messenger RNA from Iphiclides podalirius (scarce swallowtail), 297 nucleotides. Lineage: Eukaryota; Metazoa; Arthropoda; Insecta; Lepidoptera; Papilionidae. The record is from the annotation of a GenBank genome assembly.